Messenger RNA from Brassica napus (rape), 1454 nucleotides. Its product is annotated as receptor-like protein 57. The coding region runs from base 327 to 1160 and encodes 277 amino acids. NCBI's taxonomy places the organism in Eukaryota, Viridiplantae, Streptophyta, Magnoliopsida, Brassicales, Brassicaceae. The transcript has a single exon. Gene Ontology annotation, molecular function: protein binding. The record is from RefSeq and is a predicted model, not a curated record.
GACACAUUAUGUUAUGAAUAAUAACAACUAAUUUCAUCUUUCUCUUUAUUUACAACAUUUACUACAUUUUCCUUAAUUUAUUCCUAAUAAAUGGAGAAUACGCACAUGUAUAAUCCCUAUAGUGCGCACGGCCCGAAGCUCUUCUAACGUACGCAUUAAUACCCGGCCGAAAGACGAUCACUACUCUCACAAGCACAAAAUAUUUUCCCAGCGAUACGUUUUCAGUCUCCUCUCUGCUUACUUUUAUUCGUUUUUCUUUAAUUCAUUUCUGAUUAAACACUAACGCGAAAAUCUUCAUCCUUUUCAACCUAUUUGAAAAAAAUCCAAUGCCGGCGAAUCACCACCGGUUUAGUUACCGGUUAAUCUUACUCUUCCUCCUGACUUUCGAAACAGCGCGGCGUUCAGCUUCCGGUGACCCAAACGACGAGGCGUGCCUCGCGAAUCUCCAUCAAAGCUUAGAAGAUCCGGCGAACAAUCUCCACAACUGGACCAAACCCUUCUUCUCCAACCCAUGCCCCGGCUUCGACUCCUAUCUCCACGGCGUCACCUGCAACAACGGCAGAGUCUACAAACUCUCCCUAACAAACCUCUCCCUCCGCGGCUCCAUCUCCCCGCUCCUCUCCAACUGCACGAACCUCCAGUCGCUAGAUCUAUCCUCCAACCAGAUCUCCGGCGAGAUCCCGCCGGCGAUUCAGUCCUUAUCCAACCUCGCGGUUCUCAACCUCUCCUCCAACCGCCUCUCCGGCGAAAUCUCGCCUCAGCUCGCCCGGUGCUCGUUCCUCAACGUCAUCGAUCUCCACGGUAACGGACUCUCCGGCGUGAUCCCGCAGCAGCUGGGAACCCUCGCGAGGCUGUCGGCGUUCGACGUGUCCGACAACGAGCUGUCAGGUCAGAUCCCGGCGAAUCUGGGGACGCGUAACGGAAACUCGCCGAGGUUCAAUUCGAGCUCGUUCGCCGGGAACAAGAAGCUGUAUGGGUACCCGUUGGGGGAGAUGAAGAGCAAGGGGCUGUCGGUGAUGGCGAUCGUUGGGAUUGGGCUUGGGAGUGGAGUCGCGAGCUUGGUGGUUAGCUUCACGGGGGUGUGUAUAUGGUUGAAGGUCACGGAGAAGAAGAUGGAGGAAGAAGAAGGGAAGAUUAGUCACUCCAUGCCUGAUUACUAAUCAUCUUAUUAAUUGUGGUUUAACCACAUAUUUUAAUUAAAAAAAUCUUUUAAUUAACAAAGAAAACGAAAGAUACAAAAUAGGGAAUUUAUAAUGCGAAUUUAAUGCUCUAAUCUUGUUCAUCUUUUGGAAUUUCUCCUUGUAUUAGUUAACUUAUCCUAAAAGAAAUGUGAUUUGUAAUUAACAAAAAAGGCAAGACUGGUUUUUAUGGGAUACGGAGUAUAUGUUGUCUUACACUUGUACUCUAUUAUGACAUGAAACUUUGAUUUGUAAACUGUAAUUGGCGAGGGAUUG